AUUCAACUAACCGAUGGGGACAGCUUCAAAGUGGAUACCUGUUACUACACACUGCACACGGCAAGCACCGUACCAUCCAAGGUAGCCUCCCGUUGUUCCUAUCACAUACCAGAGCUUCACUUCUAGGCGGAAUUCUAUCUCGAUCGGUACUUUGGCAUCUGAUCCCCAGCAGCCACGUCGACAACCUAUCUCUCUUUCCUGUUCUUCAACAACGCACAAACCAGGCAUCAAAAUGGCCGACAGAUUCCCUUCGCUAGAGGACUUCGAUUCGGGUGCCCAAACCGACAUCAAGGACUCCGGCGCCGAACCAUCUACCGACGACUUCCUUGCCCGCGAGAAGGCGCUUCUUGGUGACGACGCCGAUCAGUUUGCUACUGGUGACGAUGCCAUCGCCUUUGGAGCCGGCGACGAUGAUCUUCUUGGGGGUGGAGGUAGUGGAAACGUCAUCAGCGAGGAGUCGACGUUCGAGUCGCAAUUCCCAGACCUUGCCCAGAACGAGGCUGUCACCCCUGGGCAGAUUCCCGGCGCUGGCAUCACCGCUGCUCCUAGCGUAAACUACAACUCCGGCUACAACGCCUUCGUUGAAGAGGAAGAGGAGCCCGCGGUCAUCCGUGAGUGGCGCGAGCAGAGAGAUGCGCAGAACGAGAAGCGGGCACAGCAAUUCGCUCAGCAGCGUGAGGAGACGACUAAGGAAGCUAGAGAGAACAUUGACGAUUUCUACAACAACUACAACGCCAAGAAGGAGAAGGGUAUUGCCCAGACGCAAAAGGACGCCGAGAAGUUCCUUGCUAGCCGUGAGGAUACCGUCUCCGGCGGCACGAGCUGGGAGAGAAUCGCGAAGCUGGUCGACGUCAGCGGAAAGGGCUCUAAGGGUGGCGCCUCCGGCUCCGGUAAGGAGCGCUUCCGUGAGCUCCUCAUCAGCCUGAAGAAGGACGAGAAAGCACCUGGAGCCAGCGGUUACUAGAUGCUGUAAACGAAUGGAUGGAUGAGAGGAUCGGCAGUCGCCGUCUAAGAGUGUCGAAUGCCGCGCAAGCACGAGACUUUGACAUUACUUGCGGAGCCGGUGCGCAUGUGUAUUCUAGAUGACCUUUUCUGCCUAAAGGAUGGAGC
Molecule: messenger RNA, 1110 nt
Organism: Colletotrichum godetiae
Lineage: Eukaryota; Fungi; Ascomycota; Sordariomycetes; Glomerellales; Glomerellaceae
Product: clathrin light chain
Exons: 4
Coding region: 233-964 (243 amino acids)
Biological process (GO): intracellular protein transport; clathrin-dependent endocytosis
Cellular component (GO): clathrin coat of coated pit; plasma membrane; clathrin coat of trans-Golgi network vesicle
Molecular function (GO): structural molecule activity; clathrin heavy chain binding
Source: RefSeq, a predicted model, not a curated record